AUGAAUGCUGAGAAUAAACGCGAAUGGCGAUGCUUGGAAUGCAAAAGUAAGAAACCAAAAUCAGAUAACACUAACACGCCAGUGCGACCGUCCGCCCACUAUGAACCAACUGCUCCUUGUGAUGAAACCUACACUGAAUGCUGCUCGGGCAGCAACAUAACACUGCGGAAAAAGCCAAAUUACUUAUCUAAUAGUGAGCUAAAGGAGCUUUUUAAAGCUGAGAGGGCUGAGACAAGGGCUAUUGUUGAGGCUUCUUCUAAGGAAUUAUCCGAACAACUUAAAGGCAUGAAUGUACAAUUUACUAGUUUUCAAGAGUCUAUGACCUACAUAAACUGCCAAUACGAAGACCUGAAAAAGGAAAUUACUGACUUGAAAAAGCUGCUCAAUUCUACUUCUCUAGAAUUGAGGUCCCUGAAAGAGGAGAACAAUAUGCUUAAAGAAAGCCUUACUACUUGCUCUGCCCGAGUCAAAGAAUUAGAGGUGGAGAACCGAAAACAGCAACAAUGGCAGAGAUUGCAAAACCUUGAACUCGUUAACAUACCUGAAGACAAGGAUGAGGAGUUACUGAACAUUGUGCUGAAAACGGCGAAUCACGUCGGUGCUGACAUCCAACCCACAGACAUAGAAUUCGCUCACAGAGUACAGCCGAGGCGUAACGCAAGCGCUCAUAAAGCACGCUCAGUAAUCGUCAGAUUCAGACAGCGCUCUAUUAAGGACCGAGUGAUCGCUGCAGCACGUAAACAUCGCAACAUGACCACCAGAGAUAUCGGGAUGGGAGGUGAAGAGACCAGAAUCUAUAUCAAUGAACAUCUCAUUAAAGAAAAUAAAAUGUUGUUGGGUUCUUGUAGGCAAAAAGCAAGAGAGACAGGGUACAAGCACGCACCAGAUCAGAAUGGCAUUGUAGUGGCCUGGAGUCUGUGUGGGUAA
Messenger RNA from Parnassius mnemosyne (clouded apollo), 927 nucleotides. Lineage: Eukaryota; Metazoa; Arthropoda; Insecta; Lepidoptera; Papilionidae. The record is from the annotation of a GenBank genome assembly.